AUGGCUGAAAAGCCACCCGAGGAGGAGAAGCCGGCGGAGACGUACCCGAUCAUGGCUCUAGCUCAGAAAAGGACCAUGCUCAUGGGCGAAAACUGCCCGGAUCGUGAGCGAAUUCGCUCGGAGAUUCUGGCGACUGUGCGUGAGAAAGGAAUGCUCCCCUACUAUGAGAAGUACCUGUGUCCAGGAGUCGUGGGGCCGCCGGAUGAGAGCCUCAAGGCUCAACUGCAGAAACAAAAUGAAGAGGAGCAGGCAACUCUCGAAGAGAAGAUUAAGGACGCCAAGGAAAAUCUUGGUGACAUCGAGAUUCGUGAUGCGCUCCUCGCCAAAGCGACCUUCUUCAAUCGGAUCGGAGACAAGGAGCAGGCCAUCAAAGGCUACGAGGAAGCAUUUGCGAAAACAGUGGGCGUCGGCGCGAAGCUGGACAACAUCCUCACUGUCAUCCGAAUUGCCUUUUUCUUUGACGACACGGCGCUGAUGAAGAAGCACAUCGAUCGUGCCAAGACAGAGCUGGGCAAGGGAGGUGAUUGGGAGAGGCGGAACAAGCUCAAGGUCUACGAGGGCAUCUACCUGAUGAUCUCCAGGAGCUGGAAGGAGGCUGCAAAGCUCUUCCUGAACGUUAUGCCCACGUUCACCGCCACAGAACUGGUGGAAUUCAAGGACUUCGUCUUCUAUGCUGUCAUAGUCGCCAUG
Symbiodinium necroappetens is the source of this 690-nucleotide messenger RNA. NCBI's taxonomy places the organism in Eukaryota, Dinophyceae, Suessiales, Symbiodiniaceae. The record is from the annotation of a GenBank genome assembly.